Diaporthe citri is the source of this 1671-nucleotide messenger RNA. RefSeq lists its product as uncharacterized. Lineage: Eukaryota; Fungi; Ascomycota; Sordariomycetes; Diaporthales; Diaporthaceae. Bases 1 to 1671 code for a protein of 556 amino acids. Gene Ontology annotation, molecular function: 2-(3-amino-3-carboxypropyl)histidine synthase activity. The record is from RefSeq and is a predicted model, not a curated record. The transcript has a single exon. Gene Ontology annotation, biological process: protein histidyl modification to diphthamide.
AUGGCAAACGAACUCACGGCAGCCCCGGUGCUCUCCACCCCAGAAGACCAUCUGUUCGAGUACCAAGAACCAGUAGCCGACCCCAAGGGCCCGAGGUCCGACGACGAGCUUCGAGAAACAUACGAGGUCGCGCGAGUUGCUCGAGAAGUACGGCACGGGGCCCACAGGCGAAUCGCCCUUCAGUUCCCUGACCAUAUGCUCGGCGACGCCCCGAAAGUCGUGACACUGUUGCAAGAGGAGCUGGACCGUAUACCACAAACCGAAGACAGGGAGGGCGAGAAGGAAAGCGCAGGGGACAGGAAACAACAGCAGGACAAGAUAUACAUCUUAGCAGACACUUCUUACAGCUCCUGCUGCGUCGACGAGAUAGCCGCCGAACACAUCGAUGCACACGUCGUCGUCCACUUUGGCCGCUCUUGUCUUUCUCCAACAUCAAGACUGCCAGUCAUCUACGUCUUCACCAAGCAUGCCCUCAACCUUGAUGACGCCUUGCAAACUUUCGAGUCCGAGUUCCCAGAAAAAGAAUCGAAAAUCGUUCUUAUGGCAGACGUGACGUACCAGGACCACGUUCCCGAAUUAUAUCGGCGUGCCCGGGAACGAGGGUACAAGGAGCUGCUAUCUACCAGGAUACAACAUGAUCCCCUAGGAAGCAUACCAAACCGAAUCAUCGUAGAUCCUGACGACAAACAAGUCGUCGUUGACGAGAAAGAUGGCAUCGACCUGAAGCAAUAUUCCAUAUUCCACGUCUCAUCACCGCCAACCGCCCUGCUGUUGGCCCUCUCCUCCCGCGUAUCCUCCCUCCACAUCUUUGCAACACCGGACUCUCCAUCCUCAUAUUACUCUCCAGCCCGGACGACCCGCGCCCUGCUCGGCCGCCGCUACGCAAAGCUGCUCAACCUCACUACAGCCGGCAUAAUAGGCAUCUUGGUCAACACAUUAUCCGUGGCCAACUACCUUUCGUCCAUCGACGCGAUACGGAAACAGAUCGCCGCCGCGGGAAAGAAGAGCUACACCGUCGUGGUGGGUAAGCUCAACUCGGCCAAGCUGGCUAAUUUCGCCGAGAUGGAUGGCUGGGUGGUCGUCGGCUGCUGGGAGAGCAGUCUCGUCGAGGAGGACGCGGGCUUCUACAGGCCUGUCCUUACACCUUUUGAGCUGGAAGUUGCGCUCAAGCCGGACGAGGAGAGGGUCUGGGGACUGAGCUGGUGGGGCGGCAUUGAAAGUGUUAAGGCUGUCGAAGACAAGCCUGAGGGCACUGGACCGGACAAGGCGGAUGACAAUGUCACCGGAGACAGUGGGGUAGAGGUGGACGCGGACGACGAUGAGGACGACGUACCGGUGUUCGAUCUUCGAACGGGAAAGCUAGUGUCGAAUGCUCGGCCUAUGCGCGUGGCGGCUCGCGCGGCUCGCGCGGCCAAGGGAAACGUGGAAAAGGAAAACACGGAAAAGGAUCCAGCGACCGCCAAGCAAUCAGAUGCGCUGGCUGUGCGGGCAAAGUCGGAACUGGCAACUAUCAACGGCGUAUUCAGCCCUGGCGCGGAAUACCUCCGAUCGCAGAGGACAUGGCAAGGACUAGGAGCCGAUUUCGAAGAAGAGAAAAGCGCUCCUAUCGAGCAAGGAAGGAGUGGCGUCGCGAGAGGGUACACAGUUGGUCAGGACGACGAGAGAAGAUGA